UGACGCGCCUGCGCAGCUGCUCGCCCGGCUUCCGGGAGGUGCAGGCGCUAUGGGUCUGAGGGACAGUGUCUUUGAGUAGCGGCGGUGUAGAGGCGUGCGGGCCCAGAGGUCCGGCCCGAGGGCUCAGGACCGGGGUCUUUGGGAGCGGCCGGGGGGCGCAGAGAGAACCUAGGAUCGCUGCCCGCCGCCACCACCAGGCAUGUCGGCCGAGGCCUCGGGCCCGGAGGCGGCCGAGGCCCCGUUCCUGGAAGUCCCUAAGCCCUCAGGUCUCGAACCUGGCUCCGCUGCCUCCGGUCUCAAGCCACUGACCGCGAACAGCAAGUACGUGAAGCUGAACGUGGGCGGCUCGCUGCACUACACGACGCUGCGCACCCUCACGGGACAGGACACCAUGCUCAAGGCCAUGUUCAGCGGCCGCGCGGAGGUGCUCACUGACGCCGGAGGUUGGGUGCUGAUUGACCGGAGCGGCCGCCACUUUGGUACAAUCCUCAACUACCUGCGGGACGGGUCCGUGCCACUGCCUGAGAGUACCAGAGAACUGGGGGAGCUUCUGGGCGAAGCACGCUACUACCUGGUACAGGGACUGAUUGAGGACUGCCAGCUGGCACUGCAGCAAAAAAGGGAGAACCUGUCCCCGCUGUGCCUCAUCCCCACGGUGACAUCUCCCCGGGAGGAGCAGCAGCUCCUGGCCAGCACCUCCAAGCCCGUGGUGAAGCUCCUGCACAACCGCAGUAACAACAAGUACUCCUACACCAGCACUUCAGAUGACAACCUACUUAAGAACAUCGAGCUGUUUGACAAACUGGCCCUGCGCUUCCAUGGGCGGCUGCUUUUCCUCAAGGAUGUUCUGGGGGAUGAGAUCUGCUGCUGGUCUUUCUACGGGCAGGGCCGCAAAAUCGCCGAGGUGUGCUGCACCUCCAUUGUCUAUGCCACGGAGAAGAAGCAGACCAAGGUGGAAUUCCCAGAGGCCCGGAUCUUUGAGGAGACCCUGAACAUCCUGAUCUACGAGACUCCCCGAGGCCCAGACCCAGCCCUCUUGGAGGCCACAGGAGGUGCAGCUGGAGGUGGCGGGGCAGGCCGAGGGGAGGACGAGGAGAACCGAGAGCACCGUGUCCGCAGAAUCCAUGUCCGGCGCCACAUCACCCACGACGAGCGUCCUCACGGCCAACAGAUUGUCUUCAAGGACUGAGCUUUGCCCCAAGUCUUCCUCUGGCCGCUGGGACCCAGUCCGUCUCUCUCUUCCUCCCCUUCCCAGACCUUUGCCCCGGCUCUGCUGGCCAAGUCGUGGGUCCUUCUUCCAUCCCUUCAUUGCAUGGUACAGUUCACUUUGGCCCUUUUCCAUCCAUUCCCACCUCAUUGCUAACCACAGAGUACAUUCCAGCCCCUCCCCUCAGAGGCCUUCAGAAGGCCUACAUUGGUUGCCUCCUCCCCAUCCUUGUCCUGCCCUCUUCCCUCACCAGCUGGUUUAGAAGGAUUUAGAAUUCCCUUUGUCUUUUUUUAGGACAUUGUACACACCAAAGUGUCAAGCCAGCCCUUAAUAACACCCACCACAUUCUGAGCCGCCUCCUCACCAUUGUGCAGGGCAGUUUGCCUCCCUCCUGCUUCCCCAACAUCCUCCCUACCUCCUUAACUUUGUACUAGGUGGGCCUGGGCCUGUACCAGGUCAGCAUCUUCUCAAUUUUUUUCAUAUUAUUUAUUAUUAUAAUUUUCUAUUAAAUUAUUGGAAUAAAGUUGAGUUGAGGGUCUGGUGCUGGCUCCCAGAGAAAGGGCCAGGUAUAUGGCUUGUUAGGGAGGUACCUGGCUAGUUGGAUGGGAGAAGACACAGACCCCUGCCCCCAGCCUUUCCCUGGGCUGGUAGCUGGGAAGAAAGUAGUCAGGAGUUAGGAGAGGAUUUUAAAAUCUAUAUUUCGGUGUUCACUGGCCAGUUCCCACCCUCAGCCCCACCCCACCCCCUGCAAUGGAGAGGUGGUCCUGGCUACCACUCAGGCCAUCCCCGAGCGCAGCAUUUCUCCAGCCCAGAUGUCUGAAGGGAGCACCUUCCUUCAAGGGUCUGGUGCGAAGACAAAGUCGAGGGCCUGGCGUUCGGCCCCAGCCACAUUGGGAUGCCAAAGGUCCACGAUGAAGACCACUCGAGGCCCAUCUUCGGGAGAGCCUAGGGCACGUGGGGAUGGAGACAGCAGAGCAGCUGACAUUAAGUACUUACAAGCCAGAGCACUCACCAAAUACUCAUAAACGCAAACACUUUAUAAAUAAGUGCCAGUGUUCUAAUCCUUUAUGUGUAUUAACUCUUAAUCAUCAGAACAAACUGUGAGGUAGUACCAUAAGUGUUCUCAUUUUAUGCAAAGUAACUGAGGCACAAAGAGGUUAAAUAACUUGCCCAAGGUCACACUGCUAAUGCCAGAGGUAGGACAGGAACCCAGGGGGUCCAGGCCCAGGGUCUCGUGCUAUGAACCACUUUGCUGUGCACUUACAUUAACUUAUUUAAUCCUUGCAGUCACUUGGUAAAAGAAGGCGGUUGCCCUAUCUCACGGGUGAUUGGAGAAAUCAUGUGACUUGUUCAAGGGCAUGCAAUUAGAAAAUGGUGGUGUAGGACAGGAAGCCAGUUGGGCCCGAUUCUGCAGCCUUUAGUCUAUUCCCCUUAACUCUUUAGUCACUCAUCCCUCCUAGCAGAAUGGGAGCCCCAUUACCAUUAUGAGCCACUGUAUGCAGGAAGGAGUCGUCCACCAGUAGACAGUGUCCCUCAGCCCAGCACUGGGGCUCACCCCCGACCACCAGCUCACAGCCAGGGGGGAUCUUCAGGCCUGUAGAAAGAGAUCCGGGCCUCCAACAUUCCUGCCUCCAUCGAAGGGGCCCACCCCAUUCAGUCAAAAAGCAGAUCCGAGAGUCUUAAAUGCUAGGUUCUAUGGUGGUCCCUCCUCGUUCUCUGGAAGGUGACCCACGUAAAAUUACAAUACAGUACUGGAUGAAAGAAAUGCUAGGAGACAGAAAAUGCAGUGCAAAGCACAAUGUAUUCUGUUUCAGAGAAGAGGGAAAGCUUCCUAAAAGAAGCAGCAUCUCCUCUUGGGCUUCUGACAGUUUAACUCAAGAACCUACUGUGUGUUAGGCCCUCUCUCCCCAAAAGGUAUAAAACAUGGCUCCAUCCUGCCAAGGACCACACACUGGGGUGCAGAAAACUGAGGAGCCAACUUAAACGAUGGGGAAGAGGAAGACAUUCCAGAGGAGGUGGGCAUUUGAAAGUGUGAGUCGUGAAGGCUACGUAGGAGUUUUCCAGGAGGUGAUAAGGGGGAAAGACAUUCUAGGCUAAGAGCAUGUGUGUGGCAUCUGCCAGGAUCAGCCAGAAGGCGUUCAUGAUUUAGGGCAUGGUGGGAGAGAAGGGGAAGAAGGGAACAGGUAGGAGAUAAGGAGAAAAGAUCUGGCCUUGCUCCAGAUCUCUUCAAAGCCAGUGUGCUCUGAAGUGUAGAACACAUUCAACUGGUAGCACAGGAGAUGAUUAUAGGCAAAACAAAGUCAUGGCAUUAAACAACAAUCAGAAGACAAGUCUUUUUUUCUCCCCAUUUUCUUUCAUUCUCUAAAACAUUGAAAAGAAAAUCUCAGUUUGGUGCUACCAUAACUUUAACAUCCCCCCUAACACUGCCCUUCUUAUGUUUAUUUUUCCUUUGGGGCCACGUCCUGCGUCUUGUGGGAUCUUAGUUCCCGGACCAGGGAUCGAACCCAGGCCCUCAGCAGUGAAAGCACAGAGUCCUAACCACUGGACCACCAGGCAAUUCCCAACAUUGCUCCUUUUUAAAGGAGGAGAGUAUAGGCUUCAGCCACAGACUAGGAUACUUCGCUAGAAUUUUUAAAGCUUUCUUUUUUUAAGUUUAAACUUAUUUUUAUGAAUAAUUCCUAUUUAGGUCAAGUAAUACUGAUUAUCAUUUUUCUAUAAAGAUUCCUUUUAAAUAAGUAAAACAAAACAUUGAGGGGAGUCAAUAUGAAGAAACAGUACAGGUGGUAAAUGACUAUGGAAAAGCUUAUGAAGAUGGUUUGCAGAUCAUUGAAGCUCAGGAAAUGCUGCUGUGGGCGACAGGGAGUCAAGGAAGAUUUCCGAGAAGAAAGGCAUGAUCAGAGUCACAGUGUAGAAAGCUAUGAUGGCAGAGAAGAGAGUCUGGAGGGGGAAUCGUGGAGGCGAGGAGGCUGUCUGUAAGUAGCAUCCACUUACCCAGGUGGCAUCUGACUCGGGCAUUGGUGGGCCCACAGCGGCCCUCGAGCCGGGCCCCAGGCAGGAGGACGGAAAAGCCAGCAUUGCCGAAGGUGUUGGCACUCAUAAAGCUUCGCAGCCCCCUCAGUGCCCGAUAGGCCCCCGGGCACCGGCGGCAGUUGCUGGGUUGGCACCGGCCUGCUUGGUAUAGCAGGAGCUGGUAGCACCCAGGGGCCAGUGGUGGGGACCAGCCCCGAGGCAGAGGGGUAGUCCCUGAGAAGUCCCAGCUCACAGCCCCGAAGUCCCUCAAAAUGGCAGGGAAGCUGCUCUCCAGGAGCUCCACAUCAUGCCGCUGGGCAUCCCGUGGCACGAAGGGGGCUGAGGGCAGGUCUGGCAGGAAAAGUAGGCCUGGGCGCUGAAUGCCCAGGACCCCUGGCCCUCCCCCAGGGCCUGGGCUACCCUGAGCCGCCCGCCUCAUCCUACCCAUCCCUGCCCAAGAGUAGCGCCUGGCGUAGGCCCGAAGGCGACGGCUCACUAGGCCUUCUGUCCUAGGUCCUUCCACAGACUCCCCAGAGCUCCGUGGGCUUGGUCUGCCAGCCUCAGAGCACCCUCCAGGCCUACCACUGACAGCCCCAGCCCGACUCCCAGCCCCUAGGGCCUGCAUAUCUUGGGAGCCCAGGCGGUAGCAGUACCAGAGGAAGAGGGAAGUGAGAGCUCCAAGGAGCAGGGUAAGGGCAGAUGAGGCCAGAGGCAAUGGCCAUGCAGGCAUGAUGGGCAGGGAGGCCCUGGCCAAGAGGCCUGGGGCAUCUUCCAGACCCCAGUUCCCUUGUCCCCCCAGUUCUCCACCGGUUCCUUCCAUGGCUGCUCCCUGGUUACACCCUGGGCUGUUUCCCUUCCACAUUCCUACUCUUGGUUCUCUCUCCUUCCGAGGUCCUCUCUCCACCCUUGUACCUCCUGCUUUCUCGCUUCCUUCAUGCACCUCUAACUCUCCUUCCCUUCCUCUCCUUCUGCCUCUCCUCUCUCCUCUACUUCUUUCUCCUUCCAACUCUCUCCUCCUCCUCUUUCACCUCUUUCCUCCUCUUCUUUCUCCUUAGGGCAGUUUCCUCUCUCUCCAGUUUCCUGCCUCUCCCGUCAGUCUCUCCUUUCCCCACCCUCUGUCUCCCCGUCUCCUUUCUUCUCUCCUCCCUCCACCACCGCUCCCCCCCCCCCGCCCCUCUUUUCGCUCUCUCUUUCCCUCCCCGCUCUGCCUUUCCUUCUAGCUUCCCCGGACAGCAGUUCCUACCUACCCCACCUGGACCCGCAGCCCUGGGAACCGCAACCAGCAGUCCUCUGCAGCGACUUCUCUCUCCUUCCUCCCCCUCUCUCCUUCCUGCCCUCGCUUCUCUCUCGACCCGACCCACGGGUUCUCUCGCUCUCUCUCCCCCCUCCCCCACUCGCUCCUUCCUUGUCCCCCACUCACCCUGACGUCACCCUCCCCACAGUCCUCUCAGCUUAGCUACCCCCGCCCUCGCCCAGUGGCCACCGCAACUCAGCCGGGUUGGGGGUGUCGUCUCCGGAUUUGCCUCCCCCGGCCCCGACGGGGCGCCACGUGGGGCUCAGGGGGCACAGCGCCAACCUCCAGCGCCCCGCAAUGCGAAACGAAAGGGCGGGGCCUGAGAGGGGCGUGGCAAGUAAGGGGCGGGGCGAGCGCGCGAACUGAUGGACAAGACCGGCGCUCGCAGGCUGCGGACAGGGACGCUGCGGCCGGUCCGUGGGUCAGCCGAUCCUUCGACCCGUCGGCCUGUGACUCCACCUCCCCCAGUCGCCUUCACAAGAGCCAGCCCCCGGCGGGAGCCCGAUUGAUAAUGAAGGCGGCUUCAGCCAAUCGCCUGCAGCGCCGCGGGCCGGGCCAUCUCAGGCGGGGCCGAGAAGAGCUGUCCUUUCUGGUGGUGCUGAAAAGGGCUCUCCAGCGGUCUUGCGAGAUGAGACCAGGAGAAAAAAAUUAAAGUUGAAGCCGCCAGGCAGCUGGCUGGGGUCAUGUUGUACGUAAAAGGAGGGAUCUCCCCUCCCCAGAUCCUGGCCUGUCACCCCUUAGACUUCUCACAAACGUAGGAACUUGUCAUUCUUCUGGAGGAGGAGGUAGCGCAUUCCACAUGAGCUUCUCUGAAAGGGUCUGGAAGAGGGCCGGGGGCAUAUUGGGGGCGCUGAGCAAGCGCAAACCCAGCUAUGCUGCCCCUCAACACCCUGGGAAGAGAACAUUCAGUUUCCAAAUGUGCUGGAAUGGUUGGGGGAGGGGUCAUAAUUACUGCUGGGACCAGAGUUGCCUUCGCUUCCCCUAGGGGCCGUGGGAGUGAGGAUUACGACCCUGGCUCAUGUGGUCCCUCCUUCUUCCAUCUGCACUUCCUCCUCCUCCCUCCCCCCACAGCCCCCAAAUAAAUCCCAAGCCCCUCCCUUCGCCCGUCCCCAGGAUCUGACGUGGGCUCGACACCUUUCUCAGCUCUCCCUCCCGCAGCUCCAGUGCCCGAGCCUCGGCUCUCCAGGUUCUGCAACCCCCUCCUCUCCCCGCCAAGCCCCACUAGAGCACAGUAGGGACCCUCCCUAUCCUCGACCCCACCCUAGGUCCCCGGAAGCUGUUUUGCCUCGACCCACUCCCCCAGCUUAGAAUCCAGCCAGCCUGGCGGACCCAGGUGCCUGAGCCAGAGGGUAACCCAGGCGACCCAGCUCCUUCGCCCUUCUUGGCCCCACCCGCUGCAGCCGGAGCCGCGCCCCCUCUCCCGCAGACAGGAGAGCAGAGGACAGAGGAGACUGGCCAAAGAGGGGUGGGCUCCAGGAGACCCCCAGCCCAGUUCUGCCCCUCCGUCCCAAAGGCAGAGACAUUGUCUCCCUUGCUAACUGCCAGUAGGAAAAAAAAAAAAAAUUAAUAGGAAAGAUAAAAGAA
Orcinus orca (killer whale) is the source of this 7094-nucleotide messenger RNA. RefSeq names its product potassium channel tetramerization domain containing 13 (gene KCTD13). Bases 200 to 1189 code for a protein of 329 amino acids. Gene Ontology annotation, molecular function: protein binding; ubiquitin-protein transferase activity. The transcript has 6 exons. The record is from RefSeq and is a predicted model, not a curated record. Lineage: Eukaryota; Metazoa; Chordata; Mammalia; Artiodactyla; Delphinidae. Gene Ontology annotation, biological process: negative regulation of Rho protein signal transduction; proteasome-mediated ubiquitin-dependent protein catabolic process; protein ubiquitination. Gene Ontology annotation, cellular component: Cul3-RING ubiquitin ligase complex.